Synchiropus splendidus (mandarinfish) is the source of this 501-nucleotide messenger RNA. RefSeq names its product ribosomal protein S12 (gene rps12). Bases 78 to 476 code for a protein of 132 amino acids. Gene Ontology annotation, cellular component: cytosolic small ribosomal subunit; ribosome. Gene Ontology annotation, molecular function: structural constituent of ribosome. NCBI's taxonomy places the organism in Eukaryota, Metazoa, Chordata, Actinopteri, Syngnathiformes, Callionymidae. Gene Ontology annotation, biological process: translation. The record is from RefSeq and is a predicted model, not a curated record. The transcript is spliced from 6 exons.
CGCUGAUGACGUCCUCUUUACCCGCUGCUCGAGUGGAGGAAAGGAACUUUCAAGUCCGCCAUCCAUCCUAGUCUACAAUGGCCGAGGAAGGCAUCGCUGCUGGAGGUGUGAUGGAUGUCAACACCGCUCUCCCUGAAGUGCUCAAGACCGCACUCAUCCACGACGGUCUGGCCCGCGGCAUCCGUGAGGCUGCUAAAGCCCUGGACAAACGUCAGGCUCAUCUCUGCGUCCUGGCAGCCAACUGUGACGAGCCCAUGUAUGUCAAGCUGGUGGAAGCUCUGUGCGCUGAGCACCAGAUCAACCUGAUCAAGGUUGACGACAACAAGAAGCUGGGCGAGUGGGUUGGUCUGUGCAAGAUCGACCGUGAGGGCAAGCCUCGCAAGGUGGUGGGCUGCAGCUGCGUCGUCGUUAAGGAUUAUGGCAAAGAGUCUCAAGCCAAGGAUGUCAUCGAGGAGUACUUCAAGGCCAAGAAGUGAGCUGUCAAUAAAACUGUGGAAGUCA